This is a messenger RNA of Puccinia graminis f. sp. tritici CRL 75-36-700-3, 7308 nucleotides long. RefSeq lists its product as uncharacterized. The record is from RefSeq and is a predicted model, not a curated record. Gene Ontology annotation, biological process: fungal-type cell wall (1->3)-alpha-glucan biosynthetic process. The transcript has 19 exons. The coding region runs from base 1 to 7308 and encodes 2435 amino acids. Gene Ontology annotation, cellular component: fungal-type cell wall. Lineage: Eukaryota; Fungi; Basidiomycota; Pucciniomycetes; Pucciniales; Pucciniaceae. Gene Ontology annotation, molecular function: alpha-1,3-glucan synthase activity.
AUGUCGUGGACUUACCGGCCUUUCAUCCUGGCUAGCCUUGUCCUACAAAUCUUCUCACAUCCUUAUGACUCAAAGCUUGCCAACUAUAACAUCAACAUCAACCAGGCGGGUGGUAAUAAAAUCCUUUCAUAUUCCUCUGAUUGGCCCGAGAAAAGUACGCGAGGAGGUUACACGCCGAGUCCAACAAACUGGAGGGCACUUCCCACAUACACUGUGCUCCUAGACAAAUUUGUCGACGGAGAUCCUACCAACAAUGAUUAUUUCAAUACUCAGUGGGAGUGGGACUCCAAGGCUAACCAGCUGCGACAUGGGGGUGAUAUCAGUGGAUUUGCUCAAGAUCGGGUACUGGAUUAUAUCUAUGGAAUGGGUUAUAGAUGUAUCUUUUUUGCGGGGACUCCGUGGAUUAACAUGCCGUGGCAAGCCGACGGGUAUUCUGCGCUAGACUUUACCUUGCUGGAUCCUCACUACGGAACUCUUGCGGAAUGGCGGGCCGCGAUUGAUAAGAUACACGCGAGGGGGAUGUAUGUGAUGCUUGAUAUGACCACGACGACUAUGGGUGAUUUGAUUGGAAACUCCAAGUCUUUGAAUGCCUCAACUCCGUUCAGUCUUCAAGGCUAUGAGGUUGAAUGGAAAUAUCCCCCUCACACCCCCUGGGAUCUACAACGCUAUGCGGAUUUCAACUUUACGAAUACCCGCUCAACUUGUCAAUUGCCCAACUUUUAUGACAAUGAUGGCUCUCAAAUAACCUCGGUUCCUCGCAAGCUAGACGGCUGUUAUGCUGGAGAUUUCGACCAAUUCGGUGAUAUUGAAGCUUUCGGUGUGCAUCCUGAUUGGCAACGUCAACUAUCAAAAUUCGCCUCUGUGCAGGAUCGUCUGCGUGAAUGGGACGAUGGAGUUGCAGCAAAACUUGAGCAUUUGGCUUGCAUGACUCUCAAGGCGCUUGAUCCUGACUCGAUUCGAAUAGAUAAAGCUACCCAACAAACUGUCGACUUUGUGGGGAAGUGGGGCGGUGCCGUCAAAACCUGUGCCGCAUCCAUUGGGAAAAACAACUUUUUUAUUCCUGGUGAAAUCACGGGAGGGAACACUUUUGGAUCGUUAUACAUUGGCCGUGGCCGACAGCCCAAGAAUUAUGCCAAUAUUGGUGUGCAAGAGGCAUCUCUCAUUCAAGCCAAUCAGUCGCAGCACUUUAUGAGACCAGUUGGCCAAAACGGACUGGACUCUGCGGCCUUCCAUUACUCUGUUUAUCGCUCGCUGACUAGAUUUUUGAGCAUGGAUGGAAAUCUCGAUGUUGCCUACGACGUUGAGGUCAAUUGGGCUUCGGCAUGGAACCAAAUUUUUGUAUCAAACGAUUUUCUCAACCACCACACCGGUCAAAUCGAUCCGAGACAUUUAUAUGGAACUUCGAAUCAGGAUGUAUUCAGAUGGCCAUCACUGAAGAACGGCACCGCGAAAUUACUUUUAGGACAACUCAUCACUAACUUGGUGAUGCCUGGUAUCCCUCUCGCAUACUAUGGGGAAGAGCAAGACAUGUAUCUGUACGACUCUCAAGCCAGCAAUUAUCUUUACGGCCGUCAAGCAAUGUCAGCUACCCGAGCCUGGCAAACACAUGGUUGCUACAGAGUGGGGUCUCAGCAGUAUUACAAAAUGCCUCUAGAGAGGGCACUUACUGGAUGUCAAGACGAGUGGAACAGCUUGGAUCAUUUCGACCCCACCUCGCCAGUGCGGAAGGUGUUGUCGCACUUUACACAUCUGCGAGCACAAUACCCAGCUUUACAGGAUGGUUUCAAUCUGGCUCAACGUGGAAAUUGGACGUCUUUUGGUCAGCUCCCCGGUUCCAACAUGACGCAGACGGAAUGGGGAUUCUGGAGCGUUACGAGGAGUCCAUCAGACCAGCAACAGUUCACCGGCCCGAAUGGCAACACAACCGUCUGGAUGCUCUACAGUAACUUGAACACGACGAAGACUUUUGAGUUUGAUUGCGGCACCCAACUGUGGAUUUCGGCUCCUUAUCCGGCUCCAUUAACGGUGCGAAAUCUGAUUUACCCAUACGAGACUUACAAUUUGGCCGGGUCCAAGUCGCCCUACUAUCUCGACGGGAAAGCUCCAUACAGAGGCUGUUUGCAAUCCGUUACAAUGGAUGCUUUGGGCUUCAAAGUUCUUGUCCCCGCGGAUAACUGGGUGGCACCUCUACCCCAGCUUGUUCACUUCACUCCCGGCCACGAUGCGCGAAUAUUGUCUCGCUCCGAUACGGAUAGCAACCCAAUCGCAAUUUCACUCUCAUUUUCAGAUGAAAUGUCUUGUCAAAGCGUUUCAGAAUCACUUUCCCUGGCGUAUGUAAUUGACCCGGCUUCAAGCCACCAACCCCGCCUCAACGUCAAUUCCGCAACUUGUACCUCUAUCCCACCAGUCCCGAGCUCUAUUUCGUCGGCUCCAGCGGCUGUCUGGACAUGGUCCAGCCAGAUUGAGGAUGCUCCCGACGGCAUUUACGAAUUGAUCAUCAAGAAUCCCACUAACAAAGCAGGCUUACACACCCAGUCGACUGAUCACCUUUUGAUUCGCAAAGGUUCUCGCGAUAACCCGAUUGCAUUCCAAACAACCUCUUAUUCGAAGAGCUUGCUUCAGAAAGGAUCGGAUGGUUUAUUUCAAAUAUUCUCUAAUGCGGCUGGUGCGGAUCUGAUGCGUUAUUCGACAGACUUUGGAAAAACCUGGAUGAAAUGGCAGCCAUACGCUCGGGCGGUAGGUUUACCUGCGGGAUCGUUUAGCCAGGCCCAAUUUUGGGAAGGAAAUCACAUCCGGGUCCAGUAUUGGUCUAAAUUAGCGGGCUCUGCGGCCCAGACGGUCGAUUCUGACUAUGGCUACAGUGGAACAGACAUUCGCACUGUGCCCCAGCUUUUGCUUCGGGGACCUUUCAAUCAAUGGGGAUAUGACCUUGGGACAAAUAAUGGGUUUACUUCCCGGGAAGGCAAUUGGACUUUUGAUAUUAUGACGAAUUGGCCCAAUUUUUUUCAAGUCACGCCGUUCGACGUGCACGAUGAGCUGUACUAUGGUGACGUCGACGGGGAUGGGGCCUUAGAUUUGCUUCCGCCGAACACACAAGCACCAAAUUACCUCAAUCUAUCCAAGCCGCUGUCUCCAUACCUCGGCUGGAGAAUUAUGGUCAAUCAAACAGACAUGACAUGGAGUGCCCUUCCCAUUGGAGACGAGACCGUCGGGAUCCUUAUUUUCAUCCUGUUGUGCAUCAUCCCGCCUGUGACAGCUGUACUCGCAUGUUGGAUUUUCAGAAGAGCAUUCUACAGCAUAAAGAUCAACAAAUACGGCUUCAAAGAGAAAAAAGGGUUCAGACUAAAUCCUUUUCUGGCUUCGAUGAAAGAAAAAUCACACGAGUUCCGGGCUGGGAAAGGCGAAAAGAGCGAAAUGGGAAUGAUUAGUGCUGGAAUUGGUGCUGCCAUGGGCUUAAGAACUCGUGGUGCAAGAUGGCCUGAUGACAUGACGGUCCGAAGGAAAGUUUUGAUUGCCACACUUGAAUACGAAAUUACGGAUUGGAAGCUCAAAGUCAAAAUUGGAGGCUUGGGAGUCAUGUCUUCCUUGAUGGGGAAAGCAAUGCACGAUGUUGACUUGCUAUGGGUUGUUCCAAAGGUUAAAGAUUUGGAAUAUCCCGAGGCCGAACCUGCUCCACCGAUCGAAGUCACUAUCUUUGGCGAAAAAUACUUGAUAGAACUGCAAAUUCACAGACUUGACAAUAUCACAUAUUAUCUGCUCGACUCUCCCGUAUUCCGUGCAAAUACCAAGUCCGACCCCUAUCCGGCCAGAAUGGACGACCUUAGCUCGGCGAUCUUCUAUUCCUCUUGGAAUCAAAGUAUCGCAGAAAUCUGCCGAAGAACUCCAGACUUGGAUAUUUACCACAUCAACGAUUAUCACGGUGCAUUGGUACCGCUCUACUUGCUGCCUAUGGUACUUCCUGUUUGUCUAUCUCUUCACAACGCAGAAUUUCAAGGACUCUGGCCGCUUCGGACCAAAGAAGAAGCCGAUGAAGUCUGUCGAGCAUUCAAUUUAUCUAAGGACAUCUGUACGAAAUACGUGCAGUUUGGAAACGUAUUCAAUCUGCUCCACGCGGCUGCCAGCUUCAUCAGUCAUCACCAAAAAAGUGUGGGCGUUGCUGGGGUUAGUGACAAGUACGGGAAGCGCAGCUGGGCCAGAUACCCGGCCUUAUGGACGCUCAAAACGAUUGAUUCGCUUCCUAAUCCAGACCCCACUGACAUCGAAGCACUUGACGCCGCUCCCCGAAACAUGAAAGACGUGACCGUAGACGAAGCAGCUGAAGCUCAACGUCCUGAAGACAAGCGGAAAACACAAGAAUGGGCCGGCCUGCAUCAAGACCCCAAAGCUCAACUGUUUGUAUUUGUCGGUCGGUGGUCCCUUCAAAAAGGUGUGGAUCUUAUCGCGGACGUGUUUACAACUAUUCUUGAAAAGCGUUCCGACGUUCAGCUAGUCGCAGUUGGACCCGUUGUGGAUCUUUACGGACGAUUUGCCGCUGCAAAGCUAGCUCGGCUCAUGGAGCUGCAUCCUGGCCGGGUAUUCUCCAAGCCCGAAUUCACGGCUCUUCCGCCAUUCAUCUUUUCUGGAGGGGACUUUGCUCUUAUCCCAAGUCGUGAUGAACCCUUCGGAUUGGUGGCCGUAGAGUUUGGAAGAAAGGGUGCUUUGGGAGUUGGGAGUCGAUUGGGAGGUUUAGGCUUGAUGCCGGGAUGGUGGUUUCCUGUAGAAAGCGAUAGUACUGCUCACAUGCACUCCCAGUUUGCGAAGACCAUCAAGGCGGCUCUCAAGUCCACAAACGAAGAGAGAGCAGUGCUUCGUGCGCGCUCUGCUCUUCAACGUUUUCCGGUGCUCGAAUGGCGAAGUAGGAUGGAGAACAUGCAUCGGCGCUCUAUCAAGGCCUCACGGAAGUACGCAGGGACACUCGCCGCUGGCCCGGAUAUCCCUGUACAACCCCAAUCAGAUAUGAAGAUUGACAUGGAAGAGUUUCGGUCUGAUCCGUUUUCGACACGUGGCUCCAUGGACUCGUUUCGUGCUGAUCACUCUGAGGAAACUAUCACAGAUUUCACCAGGCAUUCGGUACAUUUAAGGCCUAGUCGCUCCCCAUAUAACCGCAAUGGUUCUUCUCCAACAGGCACAGAAUUAAACACUUCAACCUCCCCGCAUUCUCCCAGAACUAGUGAUGGUUAUGACUCUGAAGGGAGAGAUGCUUCUCCAUUGGUGACCAAGAGAGGUGCGCGGGACUCUCGUGUGUCUCAUGAGAUGGAUCGCCCCAUGGAUGGUAAGCGAAUAUCGGUUGCGCCGUCACUGCAUCCCAAUUACAAUGCCUCGCAGGAGGAAAAUGAUCAAUACGGAAGUUUCUUAACCAAAGCAAAUCGCCAACUAAAUCGAAAGCUUACCAAAAAACUUACAAUCACGUAUGGUAGACAAGCUGCCAAAGACCCAUUUAUUCCCGGUACCGCAACACCGACCACUGCCACAAUGACCGAGUUCAAUGAAGAAGAAUUGCUUCCCCCGGUUAGGCCCUUCGCUGGUGGAGGCGACCAUUCAAAGCGGAAAUCUUUUGAUUCUAUCAACUCCAUCAUGGAAGAACACGGGGCAGAGUCGCCUUUGAAUCAGGCUAUCGAAGGUUUCACUGAUGAGAACGGACAGGUCACCCAAGAGUUCAUUGCAAAGCUCGCCCAGUUAAAUUCGGCCAACUCAAAGGGUGACCUUUGUAUCGCAGAAUAUUUGGUGGCAGCUGAGAAAGCUUAUUUCAAGCAUGUGAGAGAUGACAAGCUUGCUUUAGCCAGAUCCCAGUUCGAUGGCGCAACGCUCCGCGGUUCGACCAAGAGGCCAAUUUCCCGCGCUAUGAGUGAAUGGUCUGUGAAAAAGCAUGCUCUGGAAAACGAUGAGGAAGAAGAACAGACUGAAGGCAGUGAUGAGCCUCUCGCUACAGUAGCCGAACUAAAUCAAUGGCAGAUCAGACUACAGAAGGUCUACUUCGGCUGGCCCGUCUACACGAUCUUGCUAGCCUUUGGGCAAGUCCUGGGAGCUACUAGUUUUCAGUUGUCACUACUUGGUGGUAGUAGCUCCCAAAGGACAUUUGAUCUGUACAUAAUUGGGGCCGUUAACAUCAUCGGAUCUGUAACGUGGUAUAUACUCAAUAGUGUCAAACCGGCGACAUGGUCACUCUCAUUGCCUUGGGUUUGUUUUGGUAUGGCUUUCUUCUUGAUUGGAUUGCCCUCACUAUCGCCAGACUUGAAAGUCUACAGCGUUAGACACCCUUUGAGUCUGCUCGCUUCAAGUUUCUACUCCUUCGCCUCGGCAGCCGGAUUUCUUUUCUUUAGCACCAAUUUCGGGGAGGAGGCAGGUGGAGGUACAGAUACUUGGGUGUACCGGGCUUGUGUAGUGCAAGGCACUCAACAAAUCUGGAUUGCUGCCCUUUGGUAUUGGGGAUUCAAAUUGCAAGGGACAAACCCAACAGAUACAGCAUCUGUACCGCCGGCAUGGAUCAACGCGUUCACUUUGACCUUGGCAAUCACGUGCUUUGGCAUUGGAUAUGUCUUGUACAUUGGACUGCCCAAUUACUACCGCAAUCUUCCCGGCCAGGUUCCCAACUUUGUGAAGACUCUAUUUCGCCGCAAGCUAGUAAUAUGGUACAUGGCCGCAGAAAUAUUGAGGGAUUAUUGGCUAUCGGGCCCCUAUGGGAGAAAUUGGUCCUUCUUGUGGACUGGUUCAGCUAUGCCUGUCUGGGCUACUGUUAUAUUGGUUUUCAUAUUUUUUGUGGUAGUUUGGGCUGUUGUGAUGAAAGCACUCAGUCAUGCUUCCAAGAAACAUACAUGGUUUCUGCCUAUCUUCGCGGUUGGACUGGGCGCUCCCAGAUGGUGUCAGAUGCUCUGGGGAACCAGUAGUCUUGCCACAUAUAUUCCAUGGGCCGGUGCAGCAGGUCCUUAUCUUGGUACUUCCCUAUGGCUCUGGCUAGGUGUCUUGGACGCGGUUCAAGGUGUUGGUUUGGGAAUGAUUUUACUCCAGACUUUGAGUCGGACGCACGUCGCAGCCACAUUAUGCUUGGCCCAAAUCAUUGGCUCGACGGCUGUUAUUGCCGCUAGAGCCACAGCUCCAAACCGGAUCGGACCGGGUAAUGUUUUCCCAGAUCUUGGCCUUUGGGACCGGACCGGGCAUCUCAGGGAAUCUCCCCUAGCCAAUUGGGAGUUUUGGGUGGCCCUGGCAUGCCAGUUGAUAAUUGUUGCCGGUUAUUUAGUAUUGUUUAGGCGAGAGCAACUCUCGAAGCCCUAG